UCCUUCGAAUUCGUCGUUCAUUCGUUUUUGACUAUCGCGUGUCGUUCGCGAAAUUUUACUUGUCUGCUUCAAGCGCAGAAUAUUAUUUGAACAGUAAUCAUGCCACCGAAAGGGGGUUCAAAGCUGAAUUAUCAUGUCAAUUAUAGAAUGAGAUGUAUUCUUCAGGACGGGAGAACAUUUAUCGGAACCUUCAAGGCGUUCGACAAACACAUGAACCUUAUUUUGGUUGAUUGUGACGAGUUCAGAAGAAUAAGACCAAAGAAGGGAUCAACCGAUCGGGAAGAAAAGCGCACUUUGGGUUUAGUAUUGCUCAGAGGAGAACAUUUGGUUUCCAUGUCUAUGGAAGGUCCGCCACCGCACGAGAAGGGAUAUGGUGGCGGCCCCAUGGCAGGAGGUGAUCGCGGCCCAGGACAGAGCAGAGUGGCGGGAAGGGGUAUGAGUGGCCCAGGUGGUCCUUCACCAGGUUUAAGGGGACCGGUACAAGGUAUAGGUGGCCCAGCACAAUCAUCUAUGAUGCCUCAGAGAGGACCUGCUCCAGGGUACGGACCUCCUGGGAUGAGAGGUCCACCACCGGGAAUGGGGCCACCACCUGGCAUGGGAAGAGGGUAUGGCCGAGGUUAUGGUGGUGGAUAUUAGAGCAUGGACUUGCAUCAAAUCAAAAUGCCAUUGUGUUAAUAAUCGAUCUUGAAAUGAACUGUGGGCUUAUUCGGCUCUAUGUUUUUGAUGACCCAUUGAUAUUUUUUGCUGAAUGCUGCUAAACGUUUGCUUUUCAGUUUUUACUUGAUCACUGGCAAUUUUAAUUUUUUUUUUACCACAUUACAUUGAUCAUUUUGAAUAAACACUGAGUAAUGUG
Messenger RNA from Styela clava, 853 nucleotides. RefSeq names its product small nuclear ribonucleoprotein-associated protein B'-like. Gene Ontology annotation, biological process: mRNA splicing, via spliceosome. Gene Ontology annotation, cellular component: cytoplasm; U2-type prespliceosome; U5 snRNP. The record is from RefSeq and is a predicted model, not a curated record. Gene Ontology annotation, molecular function: RNA binding; snRNP binding. NCBI's taxonomy places the organism in Eukaryota, Metazoa, Chordata, Ascidiacea, Stolidobranchia, Styelidae.